Striga asiatica is the source of this 333-nucleotide messenger RNA. NCBI's taxonomy places the organism in Eukaryota, Viridiplantae, Streptophyta, Magnoliopsida, Lamiales, Orobanchaceae. The record is from the annotation of a GenBank genome assembly.
AUGCUGAACGUGGGCGCUGCGUGGGCUUACGGCGUCGGGCUGAAAGUUGGACCAAGGAUGGCCGACGUGAAGGCUACUAAACAAGAAAGAUGGACGACUGGUGGUGCUACUAGCUGUCCGUUUCACGGCCACCGGAGCUUCGCCGCGCAGCCGCUUUCCGCCUGUACCUGCAUAUCCUCCGCCGCCCGCUACAGCACUCUGCCGCCAUCUCUCACCACCUCACUGUCUUUCUACCUUCACAUUACCAACCCUCGCCCGACCACCCGAAAUACACGUCGACCUCCGUCGUAUCGUCGCCAGACCACCAUGAGCACCGUCCGCCGUUCGCCGUGA